ACCUUGCUUCUCCUUCAAGUCGCAAUCCCCGAUGCAUACAUAACGGCCACGUUGCUGCUUACACCCUCACAUGAUGUAGCACGAGACUACUUCUAUUGCUGGUUCUGAUAUAGUUUCACUGCUUUGCUGAGCAACCCAGGAUAUCGGGUAGGUGGGUGCGGAAUGCAAGUUCAGUGCUUUGCUUUCAAUCGAGUUAGGCCUCUUGAUAGAAUAUUAAUUUCAACGUGCAAGAGCCAGUUGAUAGUGGAAAACGUGAACAAUCCUGAAGCUUGAUAAACCUUGAGAAGCAGCUCUGUGGCAUCAAAAUCUGUAGCGCAAGGAGAGCGACUGAGUGUGACCACCUUUUUAAUGUUGCAUCAUCGUAGUAGAGUUGCAAGUACCCUGAAGCUGAUUGGGGUUGUGAAUCAGACCCACUGAUUCAAGUGCUACCAUUCUGGAAAGAUCCAACUUCUCCUGUAGAGGGUUUCUUUUUGUCUAGUUUUCUUUUUUAUUCGGCUCUCUCUCCCUCUCGCUCUUAUUCAUCGUGCUCAGACUAGCCGCAAUCGCAACGGCCGGGGCCGGCCAGGAGUUUCGCUAUCCGUUACUUGUUUGCACUAGUUGAUACGUUUCCGUGCACAUGAGGCUAUUUACAUCAACUUCACGGCGAUCCGCUUGUGAUCCCGAAGCAAACUCGGACCCAACAUAUGGCAUUGCAGCUCUCUCUAACUCCAAGGUACACUCUCCGUGACAAAUGAUUCCUGUAAUCAUCUUCAGUUCUGACAGCCUUGGUUCCCCUUGAAGAUCGGGUCCAAGUGUUCACCCUCCUGCGCCAUCGUAGAACAACACUACGAUGGUUACAUGGUGCACCGGAACUGCACGACACUCGGUGAUGGCGCCUAGGUAAAAUGGAUCCAGAAAUAUGGAGCCAGCUUCCCCAGGAAAUGCUUCUGGAUGUGCUAGCACGACUCCCUUACGACUACAUCCCAAGGCUCCGCGAAGUUUGCAAAAGAUGGAAAGAGCUGCUAGUUGCGAAGUACUUCACGGACAGGAUUGUAUCGGUUCGAAAAUCUCAGACGCCCUUCCUACUAGUCUGCGUCAAACGAUUCCAGGCCAUUGUAGCAUACAAUCCAGCUCGCAGAGAGUGGCGCGAAGUCUUCAUCUGGAAGAAAUCUCCUAACUUUUACAUACAUUCGCUCCGCGCCGCUGGAGGAGGUCUGCUCUGCUUCGAGGGGAACGUGGGCCGCAAGAGGGAAGAUGGCGAUAUUCGGCUCCUCAUCUGCAACCCCAUUUCCAAGCUGUGGCGCAUCCUGCCCCCGCUGCCCUCCGGAAUCAAAACCUCAGGCUGCGUCAACUUGGUCGUGCUGGAGAACGAGCCGAACCAGUUCAAGAUCCUAUUCACGCAAAUUCACCAGUUACACGGACAGCGACGCCUUGUCGGAACCUUGUUCGACUCACUGACUGAUUCCUGGACUACUCACAGUGAAGACACUACUUUGGAGUCUAUCUACCGGAGCGUCUACGUCAAUGGCUCAAUGCACUAUAUAGGCUCUGAGCGGGUGCAUGAGGACGGCACCUUGAUCAGUCGCAGACAAGGCGUCUCGUUCGAUCUCUUACGCAAAGUGUUCUCUCGGUUCGAGGCACCAUUGGCAAGCGUCAGUGUAGGAGCCAAGAAGUUCAUGGAGCUUCAUGACAAGCUAUCUUUGGUCACAUUUUCUACGGUGCCGACCUUCUCCCCCUCGGUGCAGCAAUUCGACGACCAAACCGGAACGUGGGUGGAAGUACAUGUGCUUCCUCCUGGAACUACCCUCGGCGUUCAGGGCCAUGUACCACUUGGUCAAGGCUCUUAUCUCUACUUUGCAGAUCCCCGCAGAUCAUCUUUCAACGUCAUUUGCUAUGAUUUGCUGAAUCGGGAGAGGUUCGACGUCGACGAGGCAUUCCUGGAUUUGCGUUCAGAAGGGUACAAAUUGUAUCAUCCUUCGUUAUGCUCUGUUUGAUUUUGGUGGCCUGCUCCUGGGCUUAAGUUAAUUCCUUCCAGAGAUGAGGUAAUAAUUACUUUAGAGGAUAUCAUCUACUAUCCUGAGAAAAGCUAGAAGCAUGAUCGCGUGGUUGUAAAGUCUGGUUCAGUUCUGUCGCUCAGAGUUGAGCUCGUGUGUCUAUUGACACACACAAUAGUGGUAAGGUUUAUUAGGAUAGAAUCACAGGUAUGGCUCUACCAUAGAAUUAAUUACUGGUUAAAUGAUCUUGAUCUGGGUCUCUACAUUCCUUGCGACACAAUCCGUCGACCUCCACAAUUGUGCCUAUUUUUCAUGACUCACCUGUGAGGUGCAGUUAUAUAUACAUAUAUACAUAUAUAUAUAUAUAUAUAUCUAUCUAUAUAUAUAUUCAUGGGCUUUUGCACACUUUAUCACUUUCAAAGGCGACAAGCGGGGGUUCCAGAGUUCUGGAUAAUUUCUUACCGCGUUAUGAGUUCCAUGUGUGGGUUCUGUGAUUACUAUUGUUGCUCUUCCAGAAGACCAUUCAGGAUGUUAAGCUCCUGGCUGUGCAAUCGCAAUCAAAGUUCAGUGGCUCAUCGAUCGUUAAUAUAUGUUCUCUCGC
Messenger RNA from Physcomitrium patens, 2574 nucleotides. RefSeq names its product F-box/kelch-repeat protein At5g15710. Lineage: Eukaryota; Viridiplantae; Streptophyta; Bryopsida; Funariales; Funariaceae. Gene Ontology annotation, molecular function: protein binding. The record is from RefSeq and is a predicted model, not a curated record.